UUAGAUAUGUGUGUUUAUGAUUCGAUAAAUGGUAACAUUUCUUUAUAAACAACCACUUGAUACGGACUAGUAGCUCAACAUGGAUAAAUAUUUUAAAGGAAAACGAAUUUUGGUAACUGGAGGAUGUCAAGGCAUUGGUCGCGGCAUAGUUGUAGAGUUAUGGAGGCAAGGUGCGAACGUGGUUACUCUAUCGAACCAACCAGAAAACCUGAAAAAUCUUAAAAUGGAAUAUCCGUCGAUAGAAGUGGUGUCUGUAGACCUGAGAGACUGGGAUAAAACGGCUGCUGUAGUAGAUUCCUUGGGAGUCUUCGACGCUUUAGUUAACAAUGCUGGCGUUGCUAUUAUCGAACCGUUCCUGCAAUGCAAACCCAGCAGUUUUGAUGAGACAAUGACUGUUAACGCCAAAGCCAUUCUUAAUGUAAGCCAAAUAGUCGCAAAGAAGAUGAUAGAAAACGGCAUUAAGGGUUCCAUCGUCAAUAUUUCUUCCCAAGCUUCAAAAGCAGCUCUUCAAGAUCACAUAGCUUACUGUGCGUCCAAAGGCGCGGUUGACGCUAUGACGCGAGUGAUGGCGCUAGAGUUGGGCCCGCUCGGCAUCCGCGUGAAUGCUGUCAACCCGACGGUCAUUAUGACCGACAUGGGGCGCAAGGUGUGGUCUGAACCCGCUAAGUCGCAGCCAAUGUUGGCCAAGAUACCGCUCGGGAGAUUCGGUGAAGUGCCAGAGGUAGUGAACACAGUUCUGUUUCUACUCAGCGAUGGUUCAAGCAUGAUCAGUGGAGUCGAACUGCCCGUCGACGGAGGAUUCCUUGCCACAUAAAUAUUUAUACAUAAAUAGGUUAUGAAAUAAAGAAAAAUAUAUUUUA
Molecule: messenger RNA, 860 nt
Organism: Pectinophora gossypiella (pink bollworm)
Lineage: Eukaryota; Metazoa; Arthropoda; Insecta; Lepidoptera; Gelechiidae
Product: D-erythrulose reductase-like
Exons: 5
Coding region: 80-814 (244 amino acids)
Biological process (GO): xylulose metabolic process; glucose metabolic process
Molecular function (GO): carbonyl reductase (NADPH) activity; L-xylulose reductase (NADPH) activity
Source: RefSeq, a predicted model, not a curated record